Molecule: messenger RNA, 1392 nt
Organism: Exserohilum turcica Et28A
Lineage: Eukaryota; Fungi; Ascomycota; Dothideomycetes; Pleosporales; Pleosporaceae
Exons: 3
Coding region: 1-1392 (463 amino acids)
Source: RefSeq, a predicted model, not a curated record
AUGGUCCCCCGCAAGAAGUAUGUCCUCAGCGACUUUCAAAAGUUUUCCACUGGGAAACUUGCGACCACUUUCGCCCGCGUUGCCGACAUUGGCCAUUAUGAGUUUGUGGAGAAGAUGUAUGUGGACAAGAAGAAACGUACAAAGCGCUGCCAAAUGGUUCUAGUGGGUCAUUCCUGGCGCAAACGUAACGGCCCUCCAGUCUGGGCCCAUGCGACAGCUCAAAUCAUACGUUAUUAUUCGGGAACUGGUGUCGAAGUCACGCCUCUCCUGGAUAUCCAUUCAUCCAAGAUCUACUAUGACCCUCCGUUCAGCUACAUGGGAUGUACAGACAACGAGACUCUUUCUGCGCAUGCUAUGGCCCAGCAACGAAAACUCGACCGUGCCAGGGUGGAGGCUGUCAUCCACUUCAUCUUCCUUGCAAGUGGUAGAGUGCAUCGCUCCUUGGACGUUGAUAAUCCACAUCUGCUGGGCAAUUUCGAGUCCGCUCUUACGACCUUUGCCCACUACCUGGAGACACGUGGAAAUGUCAAAUUGAUUCUAGACAACCAACCUUCUACGUCAGCGGAAGAGGGAAGCCUUGUUCAGAACAAAACGAAUCUACAGAUAACUCAUAAGACGACCAGUGAGAAUGCGGUAUCCCAAAGCAGAUCGAUUGCCGUGAUCCCAAAAAAGCGUGCAUUUAUCGACUCGACGGAUGACGCCUCAGAACUGUCGUAUCAAACAAUCAACAAGCGCGCAUUUCUGGCACAGUAUCUCGAAGAACACGCCGAGUUAGAGCAAAGAGUACGAGACCUAACGGCUGAACUCCAAGAACGCGACACCAAGAUCAAUACUACCGAGGCCCAACUCAGUCGCGAGAAAACUAAACACCAGAAAUUACUCGAUCAGCGCAAGAAAUGGAAAGACAAAUACGUCAAGCAGCGACGUCUCUCAGCAGAAGCGACCAGCACAGUCGAGGUUGCGAAGCAAAAGGAAGAGAACAUAGAUUGGAAGGCCAUGCUGCUCGAGCAAGAGCACAAGACAGAAGAGUUCAGACUCAAUUGCAUUGCCCUCGAAGAAGAAAAAAAGAAACUCCACGCCGAGAUCAAGACCCUGAAAACCAAAACCACCAGACAAAGGAAGACGCUCGCACGAUGCCAAGCGACUGCGCUGGAGAUGAAUGUAAAAGAGGCAGCGUGGAAUGAGGCGGCAAAAAAGCAAGCAGACGAACUUGCAAAGGAAAAGGAAGCGAGAAUCUUCUGGCAGCAAAAGCGCAGAGGACGGACUGGCCUGCGACCUCCAACCAUCCCAGCAGAUGAAGGCGACGAUGUCGUAAAUAGGGCGUUAGUACGAGCCAAAUACAGCCAACAAGACGUCAAAGCACUCCAAAACGCCUAUGGUGCACAUAUAUAG